Messenger RNA from Puccinia graminis f. sp. tritici CRL 75-36-700-3, 938 nucleotides. RefSeq lists its product as uncharacterized. The coding region runs from base 69 to 719 and encodes 216 amino acids. The transcript is spliced from 9 exons. Lineage: Eukaryota; Fungi; Basidiomycota; Pucciniomycetes; Pucciniales; Pucciniaceae. The record is from RefSeq and is a predicted model, not a curated record.
UGUCCACCAUCGAGACUUAGGAACACCUCACCUUGCCACCCUUUUCUGCCCACUCAACCUCAGCAAAUAUGAAAUCUAACACGGUCGCUAUCUUGUUUGCGCUCUCAAUCUCUGCCGUAUCGGCCACACUUCACACGAGGUGUUACGAUUACUUCCUGAAGAAGGAUGGAUGUGUUCACUCUGCCGCAGCGGCGGAUCAGAGAUGCACGGCUCCGAAAAAAGAACACCCUCAACCAGUCACGGCGUUCAACAUGAAUCCCGGGGUCCAUAUGGCUAAGCGUAGCGAAACUCCUGACUUGGAGCGACGGUACAACACCAACCAGCCGAGUUUCUAUGUUGCCGGAGGCAAUGGUACCUGUCGUGUUUACGACACGAACACCGACCUUGGUGUGUGCAUCUGGAAUGGAGCUGAGCAAAACAACCCGACCGCGGAAACAGCUGGAUGGCUGAACGGUGACAAAAAGUCGAACUGUGGGAAGCAAAUAUAUAUCCAACGAAAAGGGCGACCCGAAACAGUCCAGUAUGUGAAGGUCCUCGAUGGAUGCUACUUUAACGCCCAGACACCUGAUGUCGGAUGCUUCGAAAUCGGUGUUACUCUCGCGCUCUUCAACAAGUUCAACCCCACCGAAAAAGAAAAGCAGGAUGGCAAGCUUUACGAAGGAAUGACUUGGGACUUUAACGACCUCGACGGCGACAAAACCGCAAACUCCCCAGUUUGAGGGAAUGCUUUAUCUGUGCUUUUACUGUCUAGCAAACUCUACCUGUCUUCAGUUUCUUUCAUUUCUGAUCGUCUGUCAUCAUCCCUGCCCUUGAUUCACACUUGUCUACGACCCCCAUUGACAAUUUAAAACACAGUAUGAUGGUCCAAAAUAGUGCGUGUGUGUCCCAUAGCUUGCCCAUUCUGCUGAGGAAGAAAAGUCACGAAGCGCGCCAUCACG